AUGACUGCUACACUGCCAGACCACCCCAACUCGUCCGCCCCCACGCCCUCCUCGUCCGCGGAAGUCCACACCGUCACGACUCCAGAUGGCGAUACCGCGACGCUCUCGUAUGCCCCGCUCGACCCGGCGGCGAUAGAGCAGUCUUGCAGGUCGGAGAAGGACGGAGCCGUGAUCUCGUUCGUUGGCUACACGCGAGACAACUUCCAAGGCCGUACCGUCACGCACCUCACCUACGAAUCCUACGUCCCCCUCGCUCUCAAGACACUCGAGUCGCUCCUCUCCGAAGCGCGCAACCUCCCGCCCCCUCCACCCGCGCCCUUCGCAGACCCUCACUCGCACGCCUGCUGUCCUCCCUCGACCCCCUCGCCCGACGGACGGAUAGAAGUCUCCCGCAUCCACGUCGCGCACCUCCUCGGACCCUCACCGCCCCUCACGCCCUCAAUCGUCAUCUCCGUCGCCUCCCCUCACCGACGAGAAGCGUUCUACGUCUGCGAAUGGAUGCUGGAGAUGGUCAAGCGGCGGGUGCAAGUGUGGAAGCGGGAAUGGUACGCUGAGGAGGAGGGCGAGUUUGUCGGGAGGGAUGGAGAGGGGCCGGAUGGGUUUGGAGGACGGGCGGGCGAGGCAAAGUGGAAGGAGAACUUUCCGCAGGAUGCAAGGAAGGCCGCGCAGGGCGGGCGGUGA
This is a messenger RNA of Rhodotorula toruloides NP11, 681 nucleotides long. RefSeq names its product molybdopterin synthase catalytic subunit. The transcript has 3 exons. Gene Ontology annotation, biological process: Mo-molybdopterin cofactor biosynthetic process. Bases 1 to 681 code for a protein of 226 amino acids. Gene Ontology annotation, cellular component: cytosol. Lineage: Eukaryota; Fungi; Basidiomycota; Microbotryomycetes; Sporidiobolales; Sporidiobolaceae. The record is from RefSeq and is a predicted model, not a curated record.